GCUUUUCAUUUAGGAGACACAGGGAGAGAGAAGGGGCAGGAGACGGCUGCCUGCACCUCAGGUCUGGACUGCUCAUCUAGAAUCCUGGCUCUUAGUUAUACCUUCCUGCCUGACCGAGGACCUCUGCACUUGGAGGAAACUUGGCUCCUAAUCUCUGCACAAUUGAUCAAGAGCGGGGACUCUGAAGAGAUGAAAACAGGGAACAGAGAUUAAAACAGUGGAAAGGUAGUUACUGUCACUUUGUCAGAAGACCCCACAGGCCUGAGGAGCGAUGCGACAGGCAUGAUGGAGGUCGAGUCCUCCUACUCGGACUUCAUCUCCUGUGACCGGACAGGCCGUCGGAAUGCAGUCCCUGACAUCCAGGGAGACUCCGAGGCUGUGAGCGUGCGGAAGCUGGCUGGAGACAUGGGCGAGCUGGCACUCAAGGGAACAGAAGGACAGGCAGAAGGGAGCACCCCGGACAAGGAGGCCAGCAGCCAGCCUGAAAGCAGCGAUGCGACCACCUCAUCCUGAGUCUGCCGCUGGCCCCAGAGGCUGAAGGAGAGACCUGCUGUCCCCUCCCAGGACUGGAGCCCUGGCACUGGCCUAGUGGCCUCUUCUGUGAGCCCAUACCCCAGGCCAGCCGGCCCAACUGAGAAGCCCCCGGAGACCUCUGAUACUCUGGGAAGGCCCUCUGCCCAAACCCACAGGCUCCACUCUCCCAGCACCUUCACACCGUGCCGGGCACAUUCUGAAGACACUGUCACCAUAGGAUGUUAUUUAUGCAGCUGGGCGAGGCUUGAGUCAGGCCCGGCCCACCAGCUGAGCAUCUGGACAGGGGCCUUGUCCCAGCACCAGCCUCAUUUCUAACCCUGGCUUCUUGGGUCAAGUUCUUAGUCCUUUUUUUAAAAGUACUUUUAAACUUUUUAAAAAUUUUAAAUCUUUUUUCAGCAGAGAGGGAGGGAGCUGACAAAUCACUUGUUUUUUUUUUUUUUUUUUUUUUUUUUGGAAGCCGUUUUAAGCUCAACUCUUGACCAUCUAUGCAGCUCUAUGGUUCCCUCAUGGGGCAUCACAGAUCCAUUUUAGGGAAAGGAUUUUGGCUUAAAACCAACUGACCAGUUCUUUGCUCUUUCUACCAAGAUGAGUGAUGCGUAGGCCCCAGCAAAUAAAUGCUGAUGAUUUGUG
Jaculus jaculus (lesser Egyptian jerboa) is the source of this 1164-nucleotide messenger RNA. RefSeq names its product cAMP-dependent protein kinase inhibitor gamma (gene Pkig). The transcript has 4 exons. Gene Ontology annotation, cellular component: cytoplasm; nucleus. Gene Ontology annotation, molecular function: cAMP-dependent protein kinase inhibitor activity. The record is from RefSeq and is a predicted model, not a curated record. The coding region runs from base 283 to 513 and encodes 76 amino acids. Gene Ontology annotation, biological process: negative regulation of cAMP-dependent protein kinase activity. NCBI's taxonomy places the organism in Eukaryota, Metazoa, Chordata, Mammalia, Rodentia, Dipodidae.